GUUUUAUUUAUGGAGGAAUAUGUACAAGGGUUUGUGAGCACAUCAAUAGUAAAAACAGUUUUAGCUCCAUUAGAAAGGUAUAAACUAAUCAGACAGACCUAAGAUAUUCUUACAUUGAGUUCUAAAGAGAAGAUGACUAAUUUUUAUUAAUUUGUUAAGAAAACAAUUUCAAAUGAAGGAGUGAAAGGAUUAUUUAGAUCAAAUUUAACAGCAAUUUACAUGUGGAUACCAUAAGUAUAUGCAUAACAUGUUUUUUAUCAAAAUAUCAAAUAAGCCACUUAUGACAAAGAUGUAUAUAAAUAAAUUGAAUUUAAAGAUAUUGUCAAUGGGACUAUGUGCAACACUUUGUGGGAUUACCACAUCUAUAUUUUCUUAUCCAUUAGAUACAAUAAGAGUUAGAUAAGCAACUGAGAUAUAAAUUCCUGGAUAAAAGAGAAUGUAUAUAGGUUUUGAAGAGACUCGAUUUAAUAUAAAAUUAGAGAAUGGUUUUUUUAAGGGUUUGUAUUCAGGAUUUACAGUUGGAUGUAUAUAAACAUUGUUGUUUGCUUAUGGGAUAGUAGGUUUGAAUUAACUUUUGGAAGGAAUGACACCAUAUAAUUAAUAAUUAGCUUAUUUAGGAUCAUAUGCAUUAAUAUAUCCAAUUGAUAGUGUGAGACGUCGUUUAUAAGUUAAAUCUAUAUUGUUUUAACAGGAAGCAUCAAAAAAAUAAAACUUAUGGGAGAAAUUGAAAUUUAAUAUGAAAGAAUGGAAUUUUAGUUGGGGUUAUGGAGGAUUCUUAGCUCAUAAUAUUAGAGGAAUAGCUAUGCUUAUAAUUUUGGAAUAAGUAAACUUCGAAUCACUUUACAAGUAAACAUAGAAUCAAUUGAAUCAAGUUCUCAAAUAUUGAGUAUUAUAAUUUAAUCUAAC
Molecule: messenger RNA, 906 nt
Organism: Paramecium sonneborni
Lineage: Eukaryota; Ciliophora; Oligohymenophorea; Peniculida; Parameciidae
Source: the annotation of a GenBank genome assembly